Molecule: messenger RNA, 3526 nt
Organism: Nilaparvata lugens (brown planthopper)
Lineage: Eukaryota; Metazoa; Arthropoda; Insecta; Hemiptera; Delphacidae
Product: transmembrane channel-like protein 5
Cellular component (GO): plasma membrane
Molecular function (GO): mechanosensitive monoatomic ion channel activity
Source: RefSeq, a predicted model, not a curated record
AUGGAGCCCUGGCUAUCUGGGAACAGGAUCGAGAGUAGGGGUUCAAUAACCUUAAGUUUAAUAAUUGAAUGUUUAGUUGGUGGGACAACCGAUGGUGAAGGAGAGGACGAAGAAGAUGUAGAGAUAAGAGAGGACAAUAGAGAUGAACAAGCAGAGACGCAACCCAACACCGAUGUGGAUAAGAGAGCAGCUUGCAUUAUCAGUCAAAUUGAAAGAAACUCCACUCUAAUGACCAAUGACCCAUUGGCUGAACAACUAAGAAUAGAAACGCUAAAAGAGUUGACGCAGAGUUUGAGUGUAAAACGAACGGUGAGAGCAAAAUUGGUUCAAACUGUGAGCCAAAAAAAUAAAGUUCAUCCAAUUGGCUUUUUCAGGAGACUCAAGUAUCGUUUGAGUAUCGUUUUUACUAGGAUAAGAAUGUGGAUUCAUGAUUUAGUUUACGGCUAUGAGCUAUGGUACGGCAGUCUGAAAACAAUAGAAGGGCAUUUCGGCAGCGAUGUCGCUUCUUAUUUCAAGUUUCUACGGUGGCUUUUCCUUUAUAACUGUUUUGUUUUCAUUAUGAGCUUUAUAUUCGUCAUUAUACCUCAGGGCAUCUAUGUUGAGAAAUAUAAAAGGAAUGGAGUAGCACACGUUGACAAUAUCCUCACUUCAGUUUCUGACGUCAUGAGCAGUUCAAUAAACACACCUUCGAAAAACUUGUCACAAUUCUCACUUUCUGACUUCAUUACUGGAGAGGGAUUCUUUACAAACUCAACAAUGUAUUAUGGAUUUUAUACUGACCAGAGUCUAAAAAUUGGCUCUUUCAUUUAUUCUAUUCCGACGGCAUACUUUUUUACUGCCUUCUUCUCCUACUUAUUCGUCUUCAUAACACUAUCAAUUAGGAUGGCAAGGUCAUAUCGUAAAAGUUUCAUUGAAACUUCAGGUGGUGUAAAAAACGUCUAUGCGCUAAAAAUAAUCUGUGCAUGGGAUUUCAGUAUUGCAGACGAAAAUGCUGCUAAACUAAAAUCAGAGACACUAGCGCGUGAACUGAAGGAAAUGUUGACCGAUGACCUGAAAUCGUCGUACCAGAAGUCGAAAUCGAUGCGGCGCGUGUACAUAGUGGUGGUGCGUUGUGUUGUGAAUGUGCUGUUCUUUGUGAUGCUGGGAGGCACGGGCGUUCUAGUCUACACUCUCCUCAAUCGGCUGCUGCUCAACAAACUCAACAGUCACACCUCGGGCCUUGUCACAGCCAUCAUACCUGGCAAGUAUGCUCCAAAGUUGAGUUCUUCGGUGAAUGGCAUUGAUGGAGAUGAUGAGAGUGAGCGUGAUUGGCAGGUGGAUCCGAUCUUCAUGUCGUUCGUAGUCACCUUCCUGCUCAUCAUAAUGCCAUUGCUCUUCUCUUGGAUUGUCAGGUUUGAGAGGUACAAUGAUCCACGCACAUCGCUGUAUAUAACCAUGGUUAGGACAUUUGUUUUGGAAUGUGUAGUUGUAGCUGUACUUGUGAUAUUGUUAGGAAGGAGCUCUUCAAAGUGCUGGGAAACUUCACUGGGCCAAGCUGUCUAUAGGUUAAUUCUUAUGGAUUUCUUACUCAGUGGAGUAGCUUUAACAUGUGUCGAAUUUCUACGUAGUAUUCUUCAAAGGCAUAUUUGCAAGGAACUGCUUCUAGCGGCUGAAUUCGAUAUAGCCAGAAACACAUUAAAUCUAAUUUACAACCAAACAUUGUUCUGGGUCGGCUUCUAUUUCAGUCCACCAUUAUCAUUAGUAAUAGUACUCAAACUGUUCUUGAGUUUUCAUGUGAAAAAGGUCAGUCUAUUGUAUAAUUGUGCUCCUUCAUCAAGUAGUAACUGGAGAUCGGCUCAAGCUCAAACGCUAUUUUUGGUUUUAUCUUUUAUAUCACUGUUGGCUGUUCUAAUGAAUCUUGGCUACAUCAUUACUUCAGUGAAAACAUCAGACUGCGGUCCGUUGAAAGGAUCUGUUUACAUGUAUGAAAGGAUUCUAGAGGGCGUUUUUCAACUACGUCAUGGCAAUGACUUUUGGGCAUUCAUAAUGUUUCUUAGAAAACCGGGAGUAGUUGCUGGUUUACUUUUAUCUAUGUGCGGUGGCGUUUAUUAUCUUCGAGAGAAAUCGUUGGCACAAAUGAAAAUGGUUGAAAUUCUGCGAGGCAUGUUGGUGGCGGAGUCCAAGGACAAGGAGUUUCUGCUGACGCAGAUCUCGUUGCUGACGGGCGGUCGCAAGUCGAGACCCGGCAGUCAGCCGCAACAACGCAAGACGCCAAUGCCAUCGCCUGGUUUCUUCAUCCAACAUCAAAAUAGUUUUAGACAAUGAAGCCAUUUUAUAACUAAUAGUGAUUUUCGAAUUCGUAAUAGUUUUACAAUUUUAUAGCUGUUAACAACGAAUCUCGUAUUGCCAAAGCUUUUAGUUAGUGAUCUAACUCAUUGAUUUCAAUUGUGCUUAAAACUUAGAACUUUGUAACUUUAGACGUUUUCAAUAAUAAUAUAGCUAGUGAGAAAUUUUAUAUUUUAUAACUAAAAGUAGCCUAGCUGAACUUCUUAUACAACUUACUAUGUAUUCAGAAAAGUAUAUUCUUCUCAUGUUGUAACAUCUUCAUUCAACUUGAUCUUGACAUAAUUUUUUAUAUUAGGAUAAAAAGAAGUAAUAAUCUCAUGACAUUCAUUGAUAUUUUCUCAAACUCGAAGAUCUUGAAAAUGAUCAGUAUUAAACGUACUUUCUUAAAAACUAAUAAUAAAGAAGUUAUUUAUACGGAAUGUGAAUUUAGGAAAAAUAUAUUUAUGAUAAUACGUACUUAGUGUUCUAAAGCAGAUUGACUAGAUUUGCAUUAUUAUAAAUAAUAGUAUUUUCCAUAUUCUUUUAGUUUUUUUGAGACCUCUUUUUUGUUUACUGAAUAAACGUUUUUCCCCUUAGACGAAUUAGCAAAUGAAUUGACUGGGAUGAUCUCUGAUAGCUGGCGUACGGUAUUCUUUUAUAUAUAUUUUAGAAUUUUUGAAAUGAAACCGUAAUUUAAAUUUGUGCCUUUCAACCUUCUUAAGUUCUAGAUCGGCCAAGAUUGAAAAAUGUGAUAUAAUAAUACUAUUAGAAACAAAAGUUGACAUUAUUGCAACAAUUUCAACAGAAUAAUUUAGAUUUAAUAAUAUAAGUUGAGUAUGCUCGUAUUUUUCAUAAUCUAGUAUAAAUGAUUUUCUUUCAAUUUCAAAGUGGUUCUAUCUAGUUCUUGAAAAUUUUAAGAAUUUGCUCAAUAUGAAUGGAGAAAGAUACAUCAUGAUGUAAUUUAAUAAUCUGUGAUUUUAACUUUUUAUUAUAGAGGUUGUAAUAGUUGAUAUUAUUGUAAGCUCUCCUAACAUUAAUGCUUUGUAAAAUCGUAUCUUCACGAAUCUAACGAAUUAUUUUUCUUUGUAAGAGAGAUAAAUGAUUUGAUGCAUGCUGGUCAUAUUGUUUUCAUUAGUCAAUACAGUAUUAUUGUCAAACCUUAGCAGAUUGGAAUUUUAUUGUUUGAAGUUAUAUUAAAAGAUCUGAAAUGUGAUACUAUCAA